UGUGAGGUGAGGGUCAUGUCAGCCACCCCAGGCACUGUGGUAGGAAACAGAGUACAAAUGAGUGUGGCAUUAGUGCGUGUCAAGGGUCCAGGCAAGAGUGAUGAGGAGUAUAGUAGUGAAGAGAUUCCCGUCUCUCUGCCACUUGUCUUGGGGAGAGGAUCAUUACUCAAGUGUGGUGAGAAAGGCAUUUCUCGUCGACAUGCUUAUCUAGACUGGGAUGAUGAUGGAGUUCUUAUUACAGCGGUGCAUCAGAACGCAACAUUUGUUGUUGCUAACGGUCGGGAGGAAGAGCUGACAGUGGGCAGCUCUGCUCUUCUAACACAUGGUGACACUUUUGGCUUAAUGAAGACCAGGUUUUGGUACAAGAUUAGUUUGCCAGAUGCUGCUGCAGAAGAUAAAAACAAAACAAAAGAAGGCUUGCAUAUAGUGGACACGGAAGCCACAGGACAUGUAGAAAUAAGAGAAAAUAAUGAAAAUAAAUCUGAAGUUACAUUGGUAAUUAAAAAAAAUGAGAAUGAUAUAAAGGAGACUAAAGUGAAGGAUGUUAGCAGUGAUAGUGUCAAGAAUGUUGAGGUCCAGCAUACAUCACCUGUACAGUGUAAUAAACAAAAUUCUCACCAUGAGCCUCACCCUACACAGCAAGAUGCAUCAGUGAUUGGUGAAAAAACUCUAAAGAAGAAUGACUGUACAGAGAAUCAUACAUGUAAUGAUGAAUCUGUUGAACCUGCUACAGUAACAUUACAGGAAGUCCAGUCAGCUGUAUCUACAAGGAAGAGAGAUUUGCCUGCUUGGAUGGCUAAAAAUGAUGUGACUAUAGACAAAGGAAAACAAAUAGAAAAAGGUAAUUUGCAUCCUCAUGGUGCAGGUCAGAAAACACACUCGACUACUUCAAAAAGAAAGACAGCUGUUAAAAAUUUACCAGCAUUUCAGGCAAAUCAAAAUACUGGAGACAAAAACGAAGUGUCCAGCAGACGUCCAGCAUUGACGGGAUCUACUGCUGAGCUUGGCGAUGCUCAAGGUCCAAGGAUAAAACAAAAUAAAGCAAACAAUUGUUCUCCAAUCAGAAAUAAACAGUCCACAACAAGGAAGGCAACAUCUUCACCCAAAAAAAGAUCUUCUCCACAAACACACAGAACUAAAAUUCUUCAUGAUAUGAGCGAUGAAAAUAGUGAACAAGAUACCGAGUCCAUCGGCCAGGAAAGAGAUGACAGCAAUACUGAGAACCCCAGUAAAAAGAACCAGUUAUCCAAAAAACAUCAACUUUCACCAAGCAAGAACCAUGUUGUGAGUGACAAUGAAGAGGAUGUAAUUAAUGAGGCAUCUCACAGCACAGAUAGUGUAAGCACAGAUGCUCCCUUGCCAACCACAUCUACCCUGCCCAGUCCAGCUCUUUCCCAAAGGAAAGUUCCCAGAGAAACCUGUCAGUAUGGAGCCAGCUGUUAUAGGAAGAACCCCAAACAUCGAGCAGAUUUUGCUCAUUAUGGGGAUUCAGACUACAAUGAAAAUCCCUCAGGCUCUGAAGAUUCAGAUGAUGACCGACCUCAGUGUGAAUUUGGUGUUGAUUGUUAUCGAAAAAAUCCUCAACAUCGUCGAGACUUCCGUCACAGUAGGGUUCCCCAACCACAACGGAAAGCAAAACGAAAAGCUCGUCGGCAGAAACAGGAUGCAGAGAGUGGAUCUGAUGAAUAUGAUUAUGAUGACCCAUUCCUGAAUGAUGGUAGUUCAGAUGAUUACGCACCAACGGAGUCUGGCUCAGACUCGGCAAUGGAUGCAGAUGAAGCAGACGUGGAAGACACUAAGCGGAUGUUAAAUGAAGCUAAAAAAUUUGUGAAAAAAAAGUAGCUGCACUUUGCUAUGAAUUAUAGUUUGCCACUUUAGUUGUGAAAGGAACUGAAUUGUAUACCUCUUGUAUUUUGCACCUAAUAAUGAUGACUAAUGGUUUAAAUUUUAAAAUCUUUGAAUCAGAUUUUGUCUUACAGAAGAAAGAUGUGGUCUGCCUUAAAACAGCACUAAUUGCUUCACAUCUUCCUCAGAAAGUUUACCUGGUUAGUAUUGAUUUGUUACAUUUAUUUAUGCGUAUUGGAUUAGCAGUAGCCAAAGUUCACAACGUCUAUGAAUUUGACUAGGAGAUAUACCUUAAAUAUUUAAUUGAAACCAAUGUUUGUGAACGAGCCACUACCAAAUGCGCGAUUAAAAAAAAACUUUCAAACUUGUAUCAAACUAUACAGUGGUACCUCAGCUUAUGAAUUUAAUCAUUCCCAGAGACGGUUCGUAACCCGAAAAUUCAUAAACCGAAGUGAAUUUUCCCCAUAAGAA
Molecule: messenger RNA, 2316 nt
Organism: Procambarus clarkii (red swamp crayfish)
Lineage: Eukaryota; Metazoa; Arthropoda; Malacostraca; Decapoda; Cambaridae
Source: RefSeq, a predicted model, not a curated record